GCUGGCAGGCAGCCUGCGAUGGGGCCCUGCUCAGAAGACACCCCCCUCUGCUGGGCCUCCUGGAUCCUGGGCUUCAGCAGCCUCCUCCUCAGUGUCUGCAGCAUUGGGGUCAAAAGUUCUGUAGCACAUGGUGCUGGAGUUCAGGAUUCUGGAGUCCACGUUCCUUUGAAGGAGAUCCAAGGAGGGUCUGUGUUGUUUCAUGUGAUCAAGGAACCAGGAACCAAGCUGGAGGAGAUCUCGUGGGGCUUUGGCCCUGACGUAAAUUACACAGUCAUCCUGCGAGUCCAUAAUGGGUUGGAAGAGACUCCAACCUGGGUCUGCUUUGACGACAAGUACAAGCAUAGGGUCCACGUGCCCAAUAUGACAUCCCUGAGGAUUGAGAACUUGACGCGUGGUGACAGUGGGCAGUACCGGGCUCGAGCCAUCUUAACUGGGGGAAUGGAAUCUAACCAGAUUUUCUACCUCACUGUCUAUGAACCUGUGCCCCUUCCCCAGAUCCUGGUCCAGUCACUGUCCAUCACACCACGCUGGUGCAGCGUCAUCUUAGAGUGCAGGGCUGCUGGGGUCACAGAGGACCUGAAUGUGACCUGGGAAAGCAAAGGCCUCCCCAGGGAGCUGGAGCAGAAAGGGACACCAGGACCAGCCCCCAAUUCCUGGACCCUGGCUGUUAAUCUGCCUCUGCACCAGCCCAGUGCCAGCCUCACCUGUGUGGUCAGCAACUCCGAGGACCAGAAAACUGUCACCUCAGCCCUUGGGGAGGUCUGUGCCCACGAUUCACAUGGACAAGCCAUUGCUGGCCCCCUACGAGCCAUCCUAGGGACCAUCGUGGCCGUGCUGUUGAUCCUCGGGGCUGGACUGUGCCUUUGGAAGACACUGGGAGGAAGACGACAGAGACUGCAAGAGGGUCUAGAUGAAUGACAUCUAGAAGAAAGGAGCCUUUUACUACUGUCUGCAGUGAGGUCCAGAAGCCAGACCAGACCAUGAAGAUAAUUUAAUUGGAGAAAGCAUUCCUAGGACACCUCCAUGCUGAGUUUGAUCCCUGCAGAAACCUGCCUCUUCCAGCUCUGGUCCAGCUUCUUCUGCCUCUGGUCUGUGUUACUCUGCCCUUUGUGUUCUCAACUCCCUGGGCACAUGUGGCCAUGCCACUUCCUUUUCCACCUCCACAAGCUACCCUCCUACUCAGGACCCUCACUCCUGCAGGACAAGUGUUCAUUCCCUGUCAUUGACUCGGCUCCUGACCCCUCUCCUCCUGAAGCUUCCCAAAGGAGACCCUCCUGAUGGUGCUUGUUAAUCCCCAUAACCUCUACUGUGUGUCCUUCUGAGAACAUGAGCCCAAGUGCAGAGACUCUGUAGAGGUGUUGACCAUGCUACAAAGGAGGGAGUGAAGGCCUUGGUGCUGGCUGGGUUGGGGGGUCAAUGGAAGCAGCAUGGGUGGGUGGGAGCCCACAAAGGGACUGGCCCGAGGCUUCCUCUGCAGCUUGUGGAGGGCUCCCUUGGGGGAGUUGGGCAGUGUGUGUGUGUGUUGGGGGGAGUGUCUAGUGUACAUUAUAUACUGGCCAGAGCCCUUGUUCUUGGCCACCUGUGCUAACCUGGACCUCGGCCUCAGCGUCAGCCCAUGGGUCCCAAACCCACUUCCCUGUGGAGCGGGAAGAGGAAUUGUUACUAUUUCAUGCCCUUUCAAGUGUUCUGUUUCUCAGAAAAUGACUCCAGAGGCCCAAAGUUGGGAGUGGCAUUCUUCAGAAAAUAGCUUCUGCUCUUCCCCUGUCUUGGAUAGGGGCACUUGGUGGUUAGAAUGGAUGAGCAGUGUCCUCCCACCCUCCUUGGUGGGGCUGCUGUGGGGUGUGAGGGGUGAAGCUUGUGGGAAGGUCAAAACUAGCCCUCUCCAGACUCUUCUGCUGAUCCUCAGCCCCCCACAACUGUGCUGGCCUCAGCCCCUAGGUCAGUCCCUCUUUGCUCACUGACAUCCCUGUGUCUAGAAUGACCGUUCCCUCUCCCUGUUCCUUGCUCCCAUCCCUGUCUGUUGAAAUAUUACCAUGCUACCUGAAACCUCCUUCCAAGUUACAUGUUCCAUGGAUCCUGUCUGGUUCCAAAGAUUUGGAAAUGAUUUCUCCAACAUCUGACUUUUUCAAAUGCUUUGGACAUAACUAAGGCCACUGCUACAGUCUGUCCUGGAUUAGUCAUGAGUCUUCUCUGCUGGACUAACCUGGGGCUCCCCCAGGAGGGUGUCGGGGCUGUAGGAGGCCAGGACCAAGAAGACAAGUACCUGUCUCUGUGAAGGGUCUGGGCCACCCUUCCUCCCACGGGAGCUCAGCAGACUGAGACCAAGAGCACAGAGGCUGCCGCAGGUCUUUCUGGUGCUGGGUCCAUGUGGAAGCGAGGAUGGACAUGAUGAACUCCCAUGACCCUGUCGAUGAGCUCUCAUGACUCCCUGGCCCAGAGAUCUGAGGUGAGGAUUCCCCACCCAAGCUCCAACCUCACAUUGCCUGAGGACCUGAUGCAGCCUGCACUGUGGUGUAUGGGAGCUUCUCCCCUCCAUGGGGUUGCUCACCUCUUCAAAGCCUCUGCCUCCUGCCUUGGAUCUCAGCUCUUUGGUCAGAGAUGUACUCACUGGUACUAUGAUCUCUGGUACCUGAUCUGCUGGCCUAGAUUCCUGGGUCUCUUGGUUCCCCUCCCUGUAAGCUCAGCUGAGCUGCUUCAUCCCUGACCUCAAAACAAAGUUUUGAGCUACAGGCUUGAGCAUUAUGAAGCAAUGCUAGGAGCCUGCUGGAUGGUGCGUGGAUAAGGGAGGAGUAGGGGGAUCCAUAAAAAGACUGUUUCUGACCUCUUUUCCCUCAGGCUGAGCAGAAAGCUGACAGAGAAAAAGAUGACAUUGUGGGGGACUGGAAUUGGCCACCCCAAGAUAUAUCUCUUUGGCAUUUGGAUUAUUUUGGGCUGGUUACU
Molecule: messenger RNA, 2940 nt
Organism: Equus quagga
Lineage: Eukaryota; Metazoa; Chordata; Mammalia; Perissodactyla; Equidae
Product: SLAM family member 9-like
Exons: 5
Coding region: 19-918 (299 amino acids)
Source: RefSeq, a predicted model, not a curated record